This is a messenger RNA of Mus musculus (house mouse), 3201 nucleotides long. RefSeq names its product transmembrane channel-like gene family 6 (gene Tmc6). Gene Ontology annotation, biological process: monoatomic ion transmembrane transport. The transcript has 20 exons. Gene Ontology annotation, cellular component: endoplasmic reticulum membrane; membrane; plasma membrane. NCBI's taxonomy places the organism in Eukaryota, Metazoa, Chordata, Mammalia, Rodentia, Muridae. Bases 511 to 2943 code for a protein of 810 amino acids. The record is from RefSeq and is a predicted model, not a curated record.
GCGGACAUGGCGGGGCGGGGGCUUGCCUUCUGGAGGGCGAUCUUGCAGGAGUCAAGUGAUUGACUGCUCUUUCCGUCGCGCUUUCCCUCAGGGCCCUGGGCCAGGAGAACAAUAAGCCCCUAACAACGAUCUGGUUGUAACUGUGCCCGGUGACAGAGCUGGACAAAGGGUGCUUGUGUCAGCUCAGCUUCUCUCUCCAGCCUUCAGCUGAGUUGGGAAUGUAGGGAGUCAGCCUCCGGAGGACGCGAGGAGUCCAGUGUGUGGACGCUGCCUCCGGUGCUGGGGGCAGGACUUUGCGGCUGCCUGGUCGCACUUCCUGCUGGUGAAAGCACAUUGGGGUCAUAGGGCGGGCACAGGGAAGUCCUCGGAGCCUUUCAGCCGCUGCUCUAAAAAUGAUGAAGCUCUAGGGCCCUCGCCUGGGAACAGACCAGAAACGGAUGGGCUGUAUGGGGUUCCACAGGCUGCGUCCAGUCUCUGAGCUCCCCUAGGUCUGCAGGGUAUAGCACAGCCAUGGCUCAGUCACUGGCUUUAGCCCUCGAUGUCCCGGAGACCACGGGAGACGAAGGCCUGGAGCCCAGCCCCUAUGAAGAAAGUGAAGUCCAUGACUCCUUCCACCAGCUCAUUCAAGAGCAAAGCCUUCGGGUGGCGGAGGAGGGGCUGGAGCUACUGCCCUUGGGUCUAGGCAGAGGUGACCAGACCCUCCCAGGACUUGAAGGUGCUCCUGCCCUUAGCUCGGCCACUCUCCGCAUCCUGGCCAGCAUGCCCAGCCGUACCAUUGGUCGCAGCCGUGGGGCCAUCAUCUCCCAAUACUACAACCGCACAGUGAGGCUUCGGCGCAGGAGCAGCCGGCCCUUGCUGGGCAAUGUGGUGCCCUCUGCCCGGCCCAGCCUUCGCCUGUAUGACCUGGAGCUGGACUCCACAAUCUUGGAGGAGGAUGAGAAGCGGAGCCUGCUAGUAAAGGAGCUUCAAGGUCUGUCGGCGGCCCAGAGGGACCACAUGGUGCGGAACAUGCCCUUGAGUCUGGGUGAGAAGCGCUGUCUUCGAGAGAAAAGUUGGAGCCCAAAGGGAAAGCGGCGGCACCUGCAGGGUCGAAGCGGGGCCUUCUCCUGCUGUAGCCGGCUCAGAUACACCUGCAUGCUGGCUCUUCAUAGCCUGGGGCUGGCACUGCUCUCAGGCCUGUAUGCUGCCAGGCCGUGGCGCUAUGCUCUGAAGCAGAUCGGUGGCCAGUUUGGCUCCAGCGUCCUCUCCUACUUCCUCUUCCUCAAGACCCUGUUGGCCUUCAACGCGCUGAUGUUGCUGCCUUUGCUGGCCUUCCUCGUGGGUGUUCAGGCUGCCUUUCCACCUGACCCAGCAGGCCCCGUGCCUACGUUUUCUGGUCUGGAACUCCUCACAGGCGGGGGCCGGUUCACACACACAGUUAUGUACUACGGCUACUACAGUAACAGCACGCUGAGCCCGUCAUGUGACGCCCCUCGGGAAGGUGGCCAGUGCAGUCCCAGGCUGGGCAGCCUGCCCUAUAACAUGCCGCUGGCCUACCUCUUCACAAUGGGGGCCACCUUCUUCCUUACCUGCAUCAUUCUGGUAUACAGCAUGUCCCACUCCUUUGGGGAGAGCUACCGGGUUGGCAGUACCAAGGGUAUCCAUGCCCUUACGGUCUUCUGCUCCUGGGACUACAAGGUGACACAGAAGAGGGCUUCCCGUGUCCAACAGGACAGCAUCUGCACUCAGCUGAAGGAGCUGUUGGCUGAAUGGCACCUUCGAAAGCGCCCUCGGAGUGUGUGCGGGCAGCUGAGGCAGGUCGUCGUUCUAGGUCUGGGGUGGCUGCUGUGUCUGGGCUCCACAAUGGGCUGCACGGUGGCUGUCCUCACCUUCUCAGAGGUAAUGAUUCAGAGACCUGCUUCUGGUGGCCAGGGGGUGGAGGCGUUGGCCUUGCCCCUGGUGGUCAGUGUCCUUAACCUGGGUGCCUCCUACCUGUUCCGUGGUCUAGCCACUCUGGAGCGACAUGACUCCCCUGUGUUGGAGGUAUACAUGGCCAUCUGCAGGAACCUCAUCCUGAAGAUGGCCGUCCUGGGUGUGCUUUGCUAUCACUGGCUGGGCCGCAGGGUGGCCACCCUGCAGGGUCAGUGCUGGGAGGACUUUGUGGGCCAGGAGCUGUACCGCUUCAUGGUCGUGGAUUUCAUCUUCAUGCUCUUGGACUCCCUUUUUGGAGAGUUGGUGUGGAGGCUCAUCUCAGAGAAGAAGCUCAAGAGGGGGCAGAAGCCUGAGUUUGACAUUGCCAGGAAUGUGCUGGACCUGAUUUAUGGACAGACACUGACCUGGCUGGGCGUCCUGUUCUCACCGCUCCUGCCUGCAGUACAGAUUCUCCGGCUGCUCUUCCUUUUCCACAUCAAGAAGGCCAGCCUGAUGGCCAACUGCCAGGCACCACGCCGACCCUGGCUGGCCUCGCACAUGAGCACUGUCUUCCUCACCUUGCUCUGCUUCCCGUCGUUCCUGGGCGCUGCUGUUUUCCUCUGCUAUGCUGUCUGGCAGGUGAGGCCCUCGAGCACUUGUGGCCCUUUCCGGACUCUGAACACCAUGUAUGAAGCAGGCACGGUCUGGGUGCGUCGCCUGGAGCAUGCAGGCUCCGGAGCCUCCUGGCUGCCCUGGCUGCACCACUUCCUGGUGGAGAACACUUUCUUCCUCUUCCUGGCUUCAGCCCUGCUGCUGGCUGUCAUCUACUUCAACAUCCAGGUGGUGAAAGGACAACGGAAGGUCAUCUGCCUGCUCAAGGAGCAGAUCCGGAAUGAAGGAGAGGACAAGAUCUUCCUGAUCAACAAGCUUCACUCUGUUUACGAGGAGGAGGGAAGGAGCAGGCCUGGCAGAACCCAGGACACUACUGAACCACCUGCCUGGCAUGAGGAUGGAGGGGACCAGAAGGAACCCUGUAACCCCCGGUCACCAUGAUCCUGCAAGCAGAGACUUGGACCUGAGAUCCCCACAGGAUGUGGCAGUAGAGUGACUUCCCAUGAACUCUAGUUGGCAUAGAGCAAGAAUGUGGGAUGUGGGACCCCUUCCCCUGGUAGGGUGUAUCUACAUAGCCCUGGGGUGUCCUGGCACUCUGUUGACCUGGCUGACCUUGAAGUCAGAGAUCCACCUGCUUCUCCCUUCCAAGUGCUGAAACCAGAGGUGUGCACCCCCUAUUAAAUGGGUUUUGCUACAUGA